Molecule: messenger RNA, 7906 nt
Organism: Beta vulgaris subsp. vulgaris (sugar beet)
Lineage: Eukaryota; Viridiplantae; Streptophyta; Magnoliopsida; Caryophyllales; Amaranthaceae
Product: histone-lysine N-methyltransferase ATXR3
Exons: 20
Coding region: 441-7604 (2387 amino acids)
Molecular function (GO): protein binding
Source: RefSeq, a predicted model, not a curated record
UGCGAUUUAAUCAUAUUUAAGAGAAUACUUAUAAAAAUCGGAAGGACCAAAGAUCGGGAGGGUAAAAACUUGGAGAAGAAAUUAAAAAGAUAAAAUUGCACGAAGGUGUUUCUAUUUUCUCCCAUCUUUCGGACAGGAAAAGUAGUAAAACGAAAGAGAGAGAGAAAACAGAGCGCGAAGCGUAGAAAAGGAGAGAGAAAGAAUUCUCAGGCAAAAAAGGGUUUCCAGCUCUAUCUCUGAAACGUUUCUCGAUCUGUGCUUGCUUCGCAUUCAAGAAGUUGUAUUCUUCGCUCUAUUUUGAUCUGUAACACCUGGUUUUGGCAUUGGUAGCGGAACGAGGAUUCGCGAAGGAGGAAGCAAUUGCAGUAUGAGCAUCAAUAGCCCCGGCAAAGGGGAGAAUUAGGGUUCGACAACACACAGGCGUAAAGCUCUGCAGUUCCAUGGGCGAUGGGGGUGUUGCAUGCGUGUCUUUGCAGCCAAUUAUGGAGAAGUUUCCAGGUUCUGAGACAUUUUGCGGGGGUGGUAGUAGUAAUAGCAAUGGAAAGUUGGAGACGAAAUCGAUCAAGAGAACUACAACUAAAAGAAUGAAACUGAAGAGAGAUGCUUUCUUCAAGAAGGAAGAGCCAGAGAAGAAAGAACUGAUAUCUGAGAAAGUGAAGAGCAGUGGGGAAGUCGAAAAUGGGACAGUUGAAGGUGACAAGUUGCAGAAAGAAGAGGUUGAAGAAGGGGAGUUGGGCACGCUAAAAUCUCCGAAAAAUGAGGCGGAGAAUGGCGAAUUGAUGCCUGAUAAAUCAUACAAGACUGAAACUGAAAAAGGUGGAAUUUCUACUGGUAAGUGGAGGAAAGAUGAAGGGGAUAGAGGGGAGAUUUCUCCGGCCAAAUGGAGAAAGGGAGAGGCGGAGAGGCAUGAAUGCAGCUCAGGCAGAUUGCGGGGUGACCUUGUUCAGAGAAGGGAUCGAACUCCAGAGAAGUACAGGAAAGGGGAGUAUGAGAAGGCAGAAUUUGGUUCGUGGAGAGGGUCUAAAGAUGAAGUUGAGAAAGGUGAAUUUAUUCCCGAAAGAUGGCAUAAAGGAGAUGCUUACAGGGAAGAGUACGGUUACUCCAAAGGCCGAAGGCAUGAUUCAAGUAGAGAGCGAGAACGGAGGUAUGAACGUGACUGGACGCCACCUUCUAUGAGGUAUUCAGCUGAGGAUGUAUCUCCAGUCAGAGAUUUCAGUAGAAGUGCAAAUAAUCGUUACUUGAAGAGAACUGCAAGGUGGGAAGUCAACCAAGAAAGGAGCUACCCGAAAAUGAGUGCAAAAAUUAUGGAUGAGUUGAACUAUAAGAACGAGUACAGCCAUGGUAGGAGCCAAGGAAGAGAACACUCAUCUGGUGCAAGAAUGAAACGGCAUGGCACUGACUCAGAAAGCAGCGAUCGUAAGCUCUAUGAUGAUCAUGGAGAUUAUGUUAGUUCAAAAAGCAGAAGAUUAUCAAAUUCAGAGCAUUAUAUGCGUCAGUCUGCUGAUAAGUCAUUUAGAAUUUCAAAUCCAUCCAGAGCUGUUUCUGAUAGGCUUUCAUCGCGCCAUUAUGACAAUGCAUCUACUAGAGCGGUUUAUGACAGGCAGAGGCGUAGCCCUAGUUAUUCUGAGAGGUCUCCACAUGAGAGAGGCCGGCAUCAUGAUCAUAGGGAUCGCACUCCUGCUCGUCACGAGAGGUCUCCAUGUUAUCGUGGUCAUCGCCAUGAGAAUAGAAAUAGAAGCCCCAGCUAUGUAGAGAAGUCUCCUAGUGACCGGGUUAGGGUAUAUGAACGUCAGGAAAAGUCUCCAAGUUACUCGGGUUCCCCCCAUGAUCGCAUUAGGCCAUUUAAUAAUCGCCAAACUAGCAGGAGUGAAGUCGCUGAGACUAAUCAGGAUGAUAGGGUACAGGAAAAAAAGCCGACUGAGAUUAUUCGUAAUGAUAAAGUUUCAACAAUCUCAGCUAAAGACCCUCUAGUUAUAAAUGAUAUGCAGAAUGGAGCAGUUGACAAAGGCAUCUCGCAUGAGACGCAUGUUAAAGAUGAGUACCAAGGUCCUUGCUUGGAGGACAAGGAACAGCAGUUACUGGUUGAUGGAACUAUUGAAGAAUUGCCAUCAAUGGAAGAAGACAUGGAUAUAUGUGACACACCACCACAUGUCCCAUGUGUGGCUACUGUGAACCCAGGGAAGUGGUACUACCUUGAUCAUCUUGGGGAGGAGCGUGGUCCUUCUAGAUUAUGCGACUUAAAAGCACUUAUAGAAGAAGGAAUACUUAUGUCUGAUCACCUGGUUAAGCACUCUGACAGCGACAGGUGGGAGACUGUUGAAAAUGCAGCUUCACCAGUUGUAACUGCUAAUUUUACAACCAUUUUUUCAGAGACGGUUACCCAGCUGGUGAGCCCUCCUGAGGCUCCUGGAAAUCUGCUCGCGGAUGUUGUAGAUGCAGAGCAUUCUGUGGACCAGGUUGGUAUCGAGAGCUUAGACUCUUCUGUUCUGGGUGUGACGGGUGACGAUGACCUUCUUGAUGAUCGUGGCAUCGAUGUAAGAGUUGGUGCUCUCUUAGAUGGCUUCACUGUGUUACCUGGAAAGGAACUCGAAAUUGUUGGAGAAGUACUGCAAAUGACAUUUGAUCAUUCAGAGUGGGAGAGAUUUGGAAUAUCGGAAGGUUUUAUGCAAGAUCAUUCAGGCAGUCAAGAACCUUUUGAGCAGAGUCAAGAGGAGGAUAUGUCAAGAUAUCUGGAGACUACACUAAAGGACUCUGAAUGCACAUCUACUGCUGGCCUUGAUAAGGAAUGUUCUUUUCUCUUGAAUGAAUAUACUGAAUGGUUUUCUGGCCGAUGGUCAUGUAAAGGUGGGGACUGGCAACGAAAUGAAGAAGCUGUUCAAGACAAAUUUUUCAGGAAAAAAAUAGUGCUUAAUGAUGGUUACCCUCUCUGUCAGAUGUCAAAAUCUGGGUAUGAGGACCCGCGAUGGCCAAGGAAAGAUGACUUGUACUACCCUUGUCAAAGCAAGAGGCUUGAUCUUCCAUCAUGGGCAUUUUCCUGUCCUGAUGAGAGGAAUGAUUCCAGUAUUGUCAACAAACAAGGUCAAGCAAAACCUGUUGUUGUAAGAGGGGUUAAAGGAAGUAUGAUGCCAGUGAUCAGAAUCAAUGCAUGUGUUGUUAAAGAUCAUGGUUCAUCUGUCUCCGACACUAGGUUGAAACCAAGAGGAAAAGAGAAAUACUCUUUGAAGGGCACUAAGCAUUACUCUUUGUCCAAUGAUGUGAAAAAAUCAUCUGAAGAAGAUGCUUUUCAUUCCAAAAGCUUCAAGGAACAAAACUCUGAAGAGUCGUGGAAACCUAGUAUUAUUAGUAAACCAAAAGACCGGCUCUGCACAGUGAAUGACUUACAGUUGCACCUAGGUGAAUGGUAUUACCUUGAUGGCACAGGGCAUGAAAGGGGGCCAUUUUCAUGCUCUGUGCUGCUUAAGUUAGUGGAUGAAGGUUCUUUGAAGAAGCAAAGCAGUGUGUUCCGCAAAAUAGACAAAGUCUGGGUUCCAGUUACAUCUGUAAUAAAGGCCUCUGAGAAUGGUGGCAAACUCGUCGGAGAUAAUAUUGUACCUGUUGGUGAAUUAUCUGAAACACCUUCUGUGCAUGGUGGUAGCAGUUCAAUUUCCAGUUCAUUCCAUCACUUGCAUCCCCACUUCAUUGGUUAUACACUAGGGAAGCUUCAUGAACUAGUUAUGAAAUCCUACAAGAGUCGUGAGUUCGCUGCUGCUAUAAAUGAGGUCCUAGAUCCAUGGAUUAAUUCUAGACAGCCAAGGAAGGAAAUGGAGAAGCAUAGAAGUUCAAUCUAUGUGCAAAAGGCACCCAUGGGUCUGGCUUUCUCAGAGAAUGAAGUAUCUAUGCUUCCUGAAGAAGACAUGCAUACUAAAAAAAGAUGUAGGACACUAAUUGAUGGAGUUGAUGAAGAUUAUGAAAUGAUCGAAGGCGUACCAGCUCUUUCGUGCAGAGAGCCUUCAUUUGAGGACUUAUGUAGCAAUGUUGCGUUUUGCAAAGAAGAUAAUAAUUGUCAUAAAACUGAGGUUGGGAGUUGGGGUCUACUCGAUGGUCACAUUUUGGCUCGGAUUUUUCAUUUUCUCAGAACUGAUAUCAAAUCUUUAGUGUUUGCUUCUACAACUUGCAAGCACUGGCGAGCUGCUGUUGGUUUCUACAAAAAUGUGACUGUACGGGUCGAUUUGUCAACUAUGGGUUCCAAGUGCUCUGACUCUAUUGUUGGGAAUGUUAUGAGUGGGUAUAAUAGGCAAAUGAUUAAGGUGUUGGUUCUAGAUGGUUGUAUCAAUGUUACCUCUACUGUGCUUGAGGAGAUUCUGUCGUCCUUUUCUCUUAUAUCCUGUGUUGACAUAAGAGGCUGCAGUCAGUUUGAGGAGCUAAUAAUUAAAUUUCCCCAUGUAAACUGGGUUGAAGGGCGAAGUUCACAUGGGAUGAGAACUGUGGAGGAAACAAAUUUGAAGAUGAGGAGUUUGAAACAGAUGCCUGAGCAAUCUCUGUCGGUUUCUAAAUUAGGUCAUGGGAGUUAUAUGGAGGAGUCCAGUGGGCUAAAAGAUUACUUUGAUAUGGUGGAGAAAAGAGGUGCCGCUAAUCAAGCAUUUAGGCAGAACCUAUAUAAGCGUACAAAACUACUUGAUGCUCGGAAAUCUGCAUCAGUUCUUGCCCGUGAUGCCCGUAUGAAACAUUUGGCAAUGAAGAAGGCUGGAAAUGGGUACCGAAGAAUGGAGGAGUUUCUUGUGCUUAGCUUAAAGGAUAUAAUGAAGGGGAACUCGUCUGACUACUUUGUGCUGAAGGUUGCAGAAAUUGAGAACAGAGUUAAGAGUGGUUAUUAUGCUCGUCGUGGGUUGACCUCUGCUAAACAAGAUAUCAUUAAGAUGUGCAGGGAGGCGAUAAAAAUACAAAAGCGAGGAGAUGGAGGUGACAUGGAGCAUGUGAUUCCUCUGUUUAUCAAACUUGGAACACGUCUUGAUGAGACCUUUUCAGCUUUUGAUAGAGAUGAGAUGGUGAAGAAACAGAGAGAUGAAACCAGUGGGUCCUCUGGGUUAAAAAAGUCUAAAACAGUCAUUGAGAAAAAAUACACGAGUCGGGCCAAUGGUACAUCCUUCGGUAACGGGGGUCUUGAUUAUUUGGAAUGCUCAUCUGACCGGGAGAUGAGAAAGAACCUUUCAAGAAUGAAUAAGAAGAAAGACUUGGAAGGUGAAUCAUCUGAUGAGUUUGAGUUAUCGUCAGAUGAUGGUGGAAGUGAUACUGGAAGUGUCUCAGACACUGAAAGUGAUUCAGAUGUCCGGUCAGCUGUUACUUUCGAGUCAAAAGAGGAAUAUUUUGCCGCAGAGGAGGUUUUUGAUUUGACUCCUGAGGACCGCGAAUGGGGUGCUCGUAUGACAAAGGCCAGUCUUGUACCUCCUGUGACACGGAAAUAUGAAGUUAUUGACCGAUAUGUUAUUGUAGCUGAUGAGGAUGAAGUGCAGCGGAAGAUGCAGGUUUCAUUGCCUGACGAUUAUGAGGAUAAAGUUAAAGCUCAGAAAAAUGGCUCUGAUGAGGUGGAUAUGGAGAUUCCUGAAGUUAAAGAAUAUAAACCACGAAAACAGCUCGGACAAGAAGUCAUAGAACAAGAGGUGUACGGCGUUGAUCCUUAUACACACAAUCUUCUACUUGAUUCUAUGCCUGAGGAUGUGGAUUGGACCAUCACAGAAAAGCAUGUUUUCGUUGAAGAGAUGAUCCUUAGGGUACUGAAUAAACAAGUUAGGCAGUACACAGGCAGUGGAAGUACGCCCAUGACGUACCCCUUGAAACCUGUCAUAGAGGAAAUUCUAGGAAUAGCUAAGCAAGAUAAUAAUACGAGAAAUCUAAAGCUGUGUGAGGCUAUUCUUCAAGCCAUUGACAGUCGCCCUGAGGAUAAUUAUGUUGCUUAUAGAAAGGGGCUUGGUGUUGUAUGCAACAAAGAAGAUGGUUUCACUGAAGACGAUUUUGUCGUUGAAUUCCUUGGGGAGGUUUACCCUGCUUGGAAAUGGUUUGAGAAGCAAGAUGGCAUCCGUUCUCUCCAGAAGAAUAGUAAAGAACCUGCCCCCGAGUUUUACAACAUAUAUCUAGAGAGGCCCAAGGGUGAUGCUGAUGGCUAUGAUUUAGUCGUUGUUGAUGCAAUGCAUAAGGCGAAUUAUGCAAGUCGGAUUUGUCAUUCAUGCCGACCUAAUUGUGAAGCAAAAGUUACUGCUGUAAGCGGUCAGUAUCAGAUUGGAAUCUAUUCUGUUCGUCCAAUUGGUUUUGGUGAGGAAGUCACCUUUGACUAUAAUUCAGUCACUGAGAGCAAGGAGGAAUAUGAAGCUUCUGUUUGUUUGUGCGGUAGUCAAGUUUGCCGUGGAAGCUAUUUGAAUCUGACAGGCGAAGGGGCAUUUCAGAAGGUGCUCAAAGAGUGGCACGGACUGUUGGAUAAGCACCAUUUGCUACUGGAGGCAUGCGAAUUGAAUUGGGUUUCCGAAGAGGAUUAUAUUGAUUUAGGAAGGGCCGGUUUAGGAAGUUGCUUGUUGGGUGAUUUGCCUGAUUGGCUUAUUGCAUACUCAGCUCGGCUGGUACGGUUUAUUAAUUUUGAGAGAACAAAGUUGCCUGAGGAGAUCUUGAGGCAUAAUUUGGAAGAGAAGAAGAAAUAUUGUGCAGAAAUAUCUCUUGAGAUGGAGAAGAGUGAUGCUGAAGUGCAGGCGGAAGGAGUCUACAACCAGAGACUUCAGAAUCUUGCUCUUACACUGGAUAAGGUUAGGUAUGUGCUAAGAUGCGUAUUUGGAAAGCCAAAAAAAGCUCCUCCGCCGCUGCAGAAGCUUAGUCCUGAGGAGAUGGUCUCUGUCUUGUGGAAUGGUGAAGGUUCUCUGGUUGAGCAACUUCUCGAAUGCAUAACUCCACACAUCAUCGAUGAUCGAAUACUACAGGACCUUAGGUCUAAGAUACGCACUCGAGAUCCUUUGAACUCUGCAAAUAUUGAGAAAGACCUCAGGAGAUCUUUGUUAUGGUUGAGAGAUGAGGUCCGCAAUCUUCCUUGUACAUACAAGAGCCGUCAUGAUGCUGCUGCUGAUGUGAUCCACAUAUACGCUUACACAAAAUCUUUAUUCAAAAAAAGGGAAUAUAACACUGUAACUUCACCUCCUGUUUACAUUAGCCCUCUUGAUUUAGGACCUAAGUGUGCUGAUAAACUGUCAGGGAUGACAGAGUAUUGCAAGACUUAUGGUGAAAAUUACUGUUUAGGACAGUUGAUUUAUUGGCACAACCAGGCCAACGCUGACCCAGAUCGCGUGCUAGAGCGAGCAAGCAGGGGCUGUUUGUCAUUGCCUGAUAUUGGUUCCUUUUAUGCCAAGGCUCAAAAGCCUUCAAGGCAGCGUGUUUAUGGUCCAAGGACUGUAAGAUUUAUGCUUGCUCGAAUGGAAAAGCAGCCGCAAAGACCGUGGCCUAAGGAUAGGAUAUGGUCGUUCCAGUGUUCUUCAAAAUUUUUUGGUAGUCCUAUGUUAGAUGCUGUAUUGAAUAAUUCUCCACUAGAGCGGGAAAUGGUGAUUUGGUUGAAGAAUAGACCUGCCAUAUUCCAGGCCAUGUGGGAUCGGUGAACUUCGACCGUUCGACAGUGCUAAUUUAAUUCUUAUUUUCUUGAAAGGUGUCCAAUUAUUAGUUCGGAGCUGCCUCUCCCAUAGGUGGUCAUCAUCUGUUGCUGCCUGCGUCAUCAUCUUCAUUCUUGUGUACAGUCUUUUUCUUCCAUUUUGCUUUUGUAAUUUGUAAGUCAAUUUAGGUCAUAGAAAAAUUUUCCCGUUGCUCUUUUAUGUAAGGUAUAGUAAAAAUGAAACGCAUAAUUUUAGUCGAUAGAAGCUGAAUGUUCAGACUAAUAUGAUAUAGCAGUUCCUCUUGUGAUUAA